Messenger RNA from Macroventuria anomochaeta, 1803 nucleotides. RefSeq lists its product as uncharacterized. The record is from RefSeq and is a predicted model, not a curated record. The coding region runs from base 1 to 1803 and encodes 600 amino acids. NCBI's taxonomy places the organism in Eukaryota, Fungi, Ascomycota, Dothideomycetes, Pleosporales, Didymellaceae. The transcript has a single exon.
AUGGACGCGGACGAUGGCCAAUCUUUGCUCAGCCAACGUCGUGGCCACAAUCGCCGACAUUCAAAAGUUUACGAUCGUAUGGAUUCCUGGGUGAAACUUGUCAAGGUUGGGACGAUCAAGCUUAUGGUCACCGUUUUCUUUGGCGGUAUACUCUGCAUCUGUCUGAAAGCCUGGGAAGGCUUCAGCCACCCUCUCGCACUGUCUGUAUACGACGUUCGGAUCUUCAACGCUCUUACUAUCGCGAUCUCGAUUUGCCUGGGCCUCAAUCUUCUAUCCUCGCUUAGGCGAUACGCCGUCAUCCUUCGCUGGGCGAUACUCACUAAACGACACGUGUCGAUGGAGGCAUUCGAUCUCAUCUUGGGAAUUGAUGAGUUGACCAAUGUUGUUAAGCUAAUGGUUCUGUCCUUGCCGAGCUUGCGCAAACGGAAGUGGCUUAUAGGCAAGCCCCGAAAUUAUGUAGACAUGAACCCUGGAACGAACCAUUGGUACGUGUACGCAUGUGCGGUGUGGCUGCUUGUCAACAUCGGGAGUCAGGUUCUGGUCGCUUCACUUAGCUUGUUCUGGCCGAUGCAGCCGUAUGAAUGUCAGCUCACGAAGUAUGGCCAAGUGGCCGUGGCGGAUUUAUCAGGCUGGGUUGACAAUCCAGACAAUGUGAGCCCCCAGAUUACAGCCUGGACGUACGGCAUGGACGCUCAGUCAUGGCCAUGGUUUCCUGCAAACGAAUCACACACGGAACUCUCGAAGCUGCCAGGAACUCCAGUAUACAAGGCCUUGGACAACUCUUCCUACGAAUACCGUUUCUUCUAUCGGAACCCAAACUCCCUGUACAGCGACUACAAGCAAAGUGAUCGUUGCAUACAGACUAGGGCGACCUGUGACGAGUAUGACAUCCAGGGGCCCAUCCAAGCCAAGCCAGCCCGACACGUCGUCGCCAGAGUACGAGGAACAGAAAGCUGGGAUAACGUCUCUAUACCAUUGAACGGGUACGGUAUGAUCACAUAUAUAUCGCAUAAGAAAAGCUGUGCCCCCCGGUGUUCAACCAUCGACGUCUUCCAGUAUGAAGACGAAGAAGAUGCGGACAAUAAAGCCGUCACAAAGACCUCCUUAUGGAGAUGCAAGAACACUGUACAUUCAAUCUGUAAUACAGAAGGAAUAAACCAUACCGGCAUCGAUGUCAACGAUCAGCGCAUCUACAGCAAUGAUACAUUUGCUCAGCUUGCUGCUGGUGCAAUCGGCUGGACAGGAGUUACUCAAUCUGGUAUAUCAGACCUACAAUUUCGUGCGUAUCCUCAAGGUACGCCGUGGUCUCCCAGGGAACUUGUCGACACCGCCAAGGUCCAGGAUAUUAUCAUGCGUUUCACGAUUGGUGCAAUAGCUGCAUUCGAUGAUCAUGGCAUCCGGCACAACAUCACCAUCAACCAUGAGGUCUGCAACAAGGACAGUCAGCGGCUAAAUGUCAGUUGGCGAUACUUAUCGAGCAUUCUGGCCGCGAUAGGGUUAAUUCAAUUCGGGGCCUUGUGUUAUCUGCUCGCAAGGGCAAACCGCGCUAUCGUUCGAGAUGCAAGCUUCUUCAGCACCGCAAUGCUCUUGAAACCUGUCCUUGAAGAAAUUGGAGAUGAGCCAGGGCUCACGGCCAUGAGCGGAGAAAAGAUCAAAGAUCAUCCAAAGUUGCGUUACAGGAAGAUCAUAUAUGGCUAUGAGGAUAUGCCGAAUGGCGAACCCAGGCGGAUCAAGGUUCUCUUCCAGCGCAGUGAAAAGGGGCAUAAGAAGGGGAAGUGGCCAUCUGGCGAAUAUGGUGGAUAA